GCUAUGGAAGUCCAGCAACGUUCGGCAGUCUCGUAGAGACGUAAACUGAGGUGAUAUGGAAUUCUCUGGUAGCAGUUUCGAUGGGGACUAUCGUAAUGGCAGGAUGGAAGGGAGAGGAAGGUACAUUCUGCCAACGAAGACAAAAUAUGUUGGGGAGAUGGAGGAUGGUGUGUUCCAUGGAAAGGGGGUGCUGUAUUUUCCUAAUGGCAGCAAAUAUGAGGGGACCUGGGAGAAAGGGAUAUCCAAAGAGGGUAAAUAUACCUUUGCCGAUGGACUGGAGUACCAAAAGAGCGACUGGAAGUACUGCAAUGGCUAUGACAGACGGUUCUACACAGAAAUAUGCAAUGGACUGAAACCAGCAGGCAAGUCCCAGCUGACCAACCUUGACCCUCCACGGGUGAUUCCCGAAGGCUGCUACGACUGUGGGGAUGGUUUUUAUAACCCCCAGACGCGCGUCAUCACCAACUAUAAACACAAUUUCCUCAGGAACACAGAUGACGACGAGCAUGAGUGGAUUGUGUGUGCCUGUCGGAAGAGCUGGGAUGAGAUCGUGGGGCACCCACUCAGGAAUUGAGCACUGGUCAGCUUACUGAACAUGGGACAACACAGGCCGAAGUGGGCCACACCAUUCUCUUUUCAUGAAA
Megalops cyprinoides (Indo-Pacific tarpon) is the source of this 644-nucleotide messenger RNA. It is a transcript of the gene morn5, whose product is annotated as MORN repeat containing 5. The record is from RefSeq and is a predicted model, not a curated record. NCBI's taxonomy places the organism in Eukaryota, Metazoa, Chordata, Actinopteri, Elopiformes, Megalopidae. The coding region runs from base 56 to 574 and encodes 172 amino acids. The transcript has 5 exons.